Malassezia japonica is the source of this 246-nucleotide messenger RNA. RefSeq names its product 60S ribosomal protein L38 (gene RPL38). The transcript is spliced from 3 exons. Bases 1 to 246 code for a protein of 81 amino acids. Gene Ontology annotation, molecular function: structural constituent of ribosome. Gene Ontology annotation, cellular component: ribosome; cytosolic large ribosomal subunit. NCBI's taxonomy places the organism in Eukaryota, Fungi, Basidiomycota, Malasseziomycetes, Malasseziales, Malasseziaceae. Gene Ontology annotation, biological process: translation; protein-RNA complex assembly. The record is from RefSeq and is a predicted model, not a curated record.
AUGCCCCGUCAGGUUACGGAUAUCAAGAACUUUUUGGCGAUUGCCGGCCGCCCCGACGCCAAGUCGGCGCGCAUUAAGAAGACCGUGCUCGCCAAGGGCAACGUCCAGACCAAGUUCAAGCUCCGCUGCUCGCGCUACCUGUACACCCUUGUCGUUGACGACGUUGAGAAGGCCGAGAAGCUGAAGCAGUCGCUCCCCCCGAAGAUGGAGGUGAAGGAGAUUGGCUCCAAGCAACUGAAGAAGUAA